AUGGCUGGUUUGAAAAUGGCGGAUAUUGAUCAAUGGGAAGUGAACGAGGCAUUUUCCGUGGUUGCUUUGGCUUUUAUAAAGCAAGUUGGAUGCGACGCUGGAAAGGUUAAUCCCCAUGGCGGAGCUGUAUCGCUAGGACAUCCUAUCGGGUUUGUUUCAUCACAUUUCGUCACAAUCCGGACUUAUUUAAAUGUGUAUCUUUCUUCCUUCUAGAA
Messenger RNA from Strongylus vulgaris, 215 nucleotides. The record is from the annotation of a GenBank genome assembly. Lineage: Eukaryota; Metazoa; Nematoda; Chromadorea; Rhabditida; Strongylidae.